Molecule: messenger RNA, 1704 nt
Organism: Corticium candelabrum
Lineage: Eukaryota; Metazoa; Porifera; Homoscleromorpha; Homosclerophorida; Plakinidae
Exons: 7
Coding region: 304-1704 (466 amino acids)
Source: RefSeq, a predicted model, not a curated record
GCUUUGUACACUGCCUACUGUAGGCAUGGAGCACCAAACGAUAUUAUCACUGAUCAAGGCAGAGAGUUUGUCAACCAGGUGUGCAAGGUACUCCAUUGUCAAUUCAAUGUCAGGCAAAGAAUAACAGCUGCUUAUCAUCCUCAGUCUAACGGACUAGAUGAAAGAACAAAUCAAACAAUUAGAAAAUGCCUUGAAAAAUUGGUAAUAGAGCAUGAAGAAGACUGGGAUGAACUCCUUGACCCAGUUCUCUUUGCUAUUCGAACCAGUGUUCAAGAGUCCACCAAGUUCACUCCUUUCUUUUUAAUGCAUGGGCGAGAAGCUAGGUUUCCUUUAGAAGCUGAAAACAGUGAGAUCACUUCUGUCAGUCAGUUGGGUGAUGUGCAGCAAGCAGUACAUCAUCUAAAGGAAAUGAGAAACAAAGUUUUCCCUCAAGUAAAAGAAAACAUUGAAAACAGUCAGGAAAGACAGAAACAACAAUACAGAAAAAGAAAAGGAGCUGUAGUAAACUCUAUCCAGGUUGGACAGACUGUUUUGCGAUUAAAUAUGCUAAAAAGGACAACGAAAGGUCAUAAGAUGGAAGACACCUGGCUUGGACCAUACAGAGUUAUAGAAAUGACUGCAUCUGGUGGCUGUGUCCUUCGUUGCAUCAAAACUAAUUCAACAAUGAAGCGCAAAGUUAAUAUUAGUCAGCUGAAGAUCUACAAUACACCACAGAAGUCUUCUGAAUUGGCAAAUGCGACAAGCAAAGAUGAUGAAUCAGCUGCUACUAGGAUUAAGGGCAACAGCAAGCCAAAUUUCUCAGAUUUAGAACGUCAGCUAUUUGAUCAAAGUCUGUUACGGCUGUGGCGCACAGGAGCAAUAUGGGAGGCUUGGAAAGCUGAAGAAGACGACGAGAGAGAGCUUGCUGAACAUACAAGCUCUGUUGAAGAAUGUUGGCUUAGUGUCAAUGUAGACGUGGCUCUGUGGCUAGACUGUCGAACAUAUGAGAAAAAGCCAACAUUAAAACGAGUUAGUGAUUUUGUGCUAGUAAAUCCUGUUGUUCAUCAAGAGAUCAAUGAUUUUGCAAAAGCUGAAAUAACACCAGAAUUGCAAUUACUACUAGACGUGGACUUAAUUAAGGUCUGGGAAACUGACAAAGCACUCUCAUUGCCAAGGGUGUCUCGAUAUCAAAAUGUGUAUGUCAGCAUCAGCAGCUCUCAACUUGAUGACCUAUGUCUGUGGGUAUAUGAUAUGAGAAAGCUGUAUAACAGUAAAGGAAGAAGUUUGUUUGAGGUAGUUAAUGAGAGAGCAAGUAUGCCUCAAACAUUGUCUAGUCUAACAUCAGCUGCCGAGAGUUCACAAAGAUGGGUACAUGGUCUGGAUCUCAAUGAAACUGAUAAAUGUAUUAUACAAGGCAAGUGUGCCGACGGCUUUCUAACUGACAAGCACAUGCAUGCUGCUCAUCAGCUUCUAUUAAAGCAGUUUCCCUACAUCAGUGGACUAGAGUCAACACUCCUUUGCCAGACUCACGGAUUCGCUCAUGUAACAAGUGAUGCUAUUCAGAUUCAUUUUACAGGAAGUCAUCAUUGGGUGACUUCAACCUGCUUUGGCAAACAAGUACGACUAUACGACAGCAAUGCUGGCCUACACUUGUCUCCUUGUAUGGAAACACAGUUGGCGCAAAUCUAUCAAUUGGCUCACAAAGACAACAUUCUCAUGCUCUAG